UUGACACUGUGAAUGAAUUUGUAUUAGCAUAAGCAAGUAUGGCGUCCAAUCCUAUUAUCUCGUAUAACAUAACACUUAAAUGUUUCUUAAAUAAAAUGAAUUCGAUGUCCCGAACGCUAUUGGGAUAGCUCGCUCCUUCGCAAAUAUGACCGGGCCGUAAUAUUCGUAAGUGAAAAACAAUCCGUAUACCGUCGUGCACGAUGAUAGAUCUCGAUUUCGUCAGGGGAUACCUUAGUAUGCAAGUCAAUGAAAUAAUUUGUUGGUGGUGGUUUUACAUCAACGAGAUUUCGUGGCAAUUGCUAAUCGCUAUCACCGCGUAUCUUUGCGUUUGCAUUUUCCUCUAUUCAGUUUUGAAGAGAGUUAGCCACGUAGCGUGGCAGCUUCCAGGUCCGCCUGCGAGAAUAUUGUUAGUCACUGCUCACCCUGACGAUGAGGUGAUGUUUUUCGGUCCUCUCGUUUACUGGGUCACAAAAUCGAAGGCUAGCGAAAUUUAUCUACUCUGCCUUAGCAAUGGUGGUGAUAAGAAGAGAAAAGAAGAGUUAUGGAACUGUACAAAAUUAUUAGGGAUUCCCGAAGAUAAUGUAACAAUAGUGAUGAGUACAGAGUUACCUGAUGAUCCAAAUGUACAAUGGCCAACUGAGAUAGUGGCAGAAUGUAUUUUACAUCACGUCGAAUGUUACAAGAUGAAUGCAGUUGUAACGUUCGAUAGGCAUGGCAUAAGCAGGCAUAGGAAUCACAUCUCUCUCUACUUUGCCAUUGCUGCGUUGUGUAUAGAAAAGAAAGUACCAUACUAUUGUAAGCUGUACGUUUUAGAAUCAGUGAAUAUCUUUAGAAAAUAUGUACAACUUCUAGAUUUGCCAAUUAGCUUAUUAUCCGCUUCGUACUGGUAUUUAGUGACGUAUGAUCAAAAGAGAACCAUAAAAAAAGCUAUGACUGCACACAAAUCGCAGUACGUUUGGUUUCGAAAGUUGUACAUGAUAUUUUCGCGGUACACGUUCAUCAAUACCUUCCAAGAAGUGAGCGCUCUUGAUCUGGAAUUGGACCUCCAGUUCGACGACGAGUAGUCCGCUCGCACGUUCAUUUUUAUCCUUGUACAAACUGUAAUUAAUUGUACAUAUCGAAAUAUGAGAUUUCGCUAUUAAUAAACGAUGGAAAAGGUUCUGAAAGUAACUUACGAACUAUUUUCUACGAAUUGAUCGGACACGACGUCAUCAAAUAGAAAGAACAUAACUUUUUAUUCGAUCUUACAGAAAUAUACAAAUGUUCGUAAAUAAAAGUGUAGCGUAUAAACAACAAUAAAUUCAAUUUUUAUUAUGUAA
This is a messenger RNA of Ceratina calcarata, 1319 nucleotides long. RefSeq names its product phosphatidylinositol glycan anchor biosynthesis class L (gene PIG-L). The record is from RefSeq and is a predicted model, not a curated record. The transcript is spliced from 5 exons. Gene Ontology annotation, cellular component: endoplasmic reticulum. The coding region runs from base 201 to 1064 and encodes 287 amino acids. NCBI's taxonomy places the organism in Eukaryota, Metazoa, Arthropoda, Insecta, Hymenoptera, Apidae. Gene Ontology annotation, molecular function: N-acetylglucosaminylphosphatidylinositol deacetylase activity.